Lynx canadensis (Canada lynx) is the source of this 743-nucleotide messenger RNA. Its product is annotated as charged multivesicular body protein 3-like. Bases 1 to 738 code for a protein of 245 amino acids. The record is from RefSeq and is a predicted model, not a curated record. The transcript has 4 exons. Gene Ontology annotation, biological process: protein transport; endosome transport via multivesicular body sorting pathway; late endosome to vacuole transport. NCBI's taxonomy places the organism in Eukaryota, Metazoa, Chordata, Mammalia, Carnivora, Felidae. Gene Ontology annotation, cellular component: multivesicular body; ESCRT III complex.
AUGGCCAGAAGUACACAAAAAGAGCGUGAGAAGACAGUUUUGAAGGGGGUAGAAUUUCAAGUCAUGGGAGAGAAACAUGGCUCUGACAGUGGAGGGGAACUUGGAGCCAUCGGUUUACAGUUCCACCAAAUGUCGAGGAGAAAGGAUAAUGUUGGAGGAAGAUUCUUCCGCAAGAAAGUGCCACCUUACCUUGCCUUGUCCUUUGACCUAUCCACUUUCAGGUUCAUGAUGGUGACAAUCACUAUCUCACCCCCUCCAACUUCCUUCAACUCCAGUGGAGUGAAGCUUGCUGUGAGCAAGCUCUAUGCUUCCAAUGCUCACGUGAACUCCGUGCUCAUAGGGAUGAAGAACCAGCUGGUGGUUUUGCGAGUGGCUGGUUCCCUGCAGAAGAGCAAAGAAGUGAUGAAGGCCAUGCAGAGCCUUGUGAAGAUCCCAGAAAUCCAGGCCACCAUGAGGGAGCUAUCCAAAGAGAUGAUGAAGGCUGGCAUCAUAGAAGAAAUGUUAGAAGAUACUUUUGAAAGCAUGGAUGAUCAGGAAGAAAUGGAAAAAGCAGCAGAAAUGGAAAUUGACAAAAUUCUGUUUGAAAUCACAACAGGUGCCUUGGGCAAAGCACCUAGUAAAGUGACCGAUGCCUUUCUGGAGCCCAGACCUUCAGGAGCGAUGGCUGCAUCAGAAGAUGAGAAGGAAGAAGAAGCCCUGGAGGCCAUGCAGUCCCAUCUUGCCACACUCCGCAGCUAGUGGCU